GUAAUUGAUCAGUAUGCUUACAACCUUCUACAAUCAUUCAUCAUCUCUUAACUAACAAAAACCUAGGCAAUCUUUGAAGUCGAUGUUCAACAAGCCUCGGGAACGCAAAAAGCGGAAGCUGUCUGAUGAUAUGGUGGAGGAUCCAGAAAUGGACCAAAUCAAUCGUCACCAACAGCAGCGACACGAAGACCAGCAAAAGCAAGCUACAAAAAACGACAAUCCCCCUUCACCGCGAUCUUGGCUUGUCAAUUAUCGGAAAGCACAUAGUGGGGAAAUACCGCAAGAACGACAAACGAAGGCUCCAACACAAAAGAACGACACGAUCGAGCAGGGUCAUGAUCUCUCUCCAAUCCGGCGUUCCGUGCGUUCGACGAGGGCCACGAGUGGCUUCAUCGACCUAGAUCCUGAGACCCUUAAAGAUUCUCCGAAAGCAGUGUUCAAGUUCUCCAUCGAUGCAGGCUUAGGACCACGGUGGCAUAGGCCUUUGCAGUACGGCACCGGCCGCCAUCGUGCUCUUGUAAAUUUCGAAGACCUUGCCAAACUCGAUGAGGAUGAAAUGCUGAACGAUGAACUCGUUGACUUUUAUCUAAUCUACCUCUACGAUCAGGCUAAGGUUCCACAGAAUACCGUAUACUACUUCAAUUCACACUUUUUUACAACCCUUGUUCGAUCGCCUCCUGGACGAAAGGGGGAGAUAAACUACGAAGGAGUUAAAAGAUGGGCCAAAGAAGAUCUCUUCUCAUAUGAUUUUAUCGUAGUACCGAUCUGUGAAGAUAUGCACUGGUAUCUCGCAAUUAUCUGCAAUGCCUCCAAUAUCUUUCGGAAAUCGAUCCCGGACUCUGCGAGAGACAACAUUCCGUCUCUAAUAGAUGCCGCUGAAAAUACCUCAAAGAAUGCUGAUCCGUCACACGAAGAUGAUGCACACAUCAUUGACGGCAUUACUGAGCCUAGCUCUGACAAGCCAGUAGAUAGGAAAGAGAAAGACACCUUGAUGGAAGCGCCUUCCGUCGCUGAGAAAGGCUUGGCCACCCCCCUCGUUCCGAACACAAGAGAGUCAUCUCUAGAGGAGACCGGACGUCUGAAGGAGCUUGCCAUUACAGACCAAUCACCAAAAGAGAAGGCAAUUUCAAAGGGGAUCAUUGGCAACACCCCAGCGUCGCCCUCAGGCAAGCGACGUCACAAGAAAAGGGCAGUCUUGCCAAAGAAAUUUCCUCCAGACGAGCCUAUCAUCAUGAUACUGGACUCGCUGGGAAAUUCACAUCCAAAGACUGGUCGAGCUCUAAAGGAGUACAUAUUCCAGGAGGGCCUUGCAAAACGUGAGACAGAGGCACGUAUUGAGCAGAAUGUGUUCUACGUCCGAGACAAUCACAUACCAAUGCAGCAAAACUUCACCGACUGUGGAGUCUACCUUCUUGGAUAUGUCCAACGAUUCUUCGAGAACCCUCGUAGAUUUGUUAGCCGCGCAUUAUCACGCGAGAUGGAUCCAGAAAUUGACUGGCCGGAAAUGUCAGCAGUCAAAAUCCGCGACGCGAUGCGUGAUAUCCUUCUUAAUAUGGGGGGAGAACAGGGUCUUACACAAGUCAAGAAGAAGAAGAAAAAGCCGAAUCAGGCAACGGCACCUGAAAAGAGCAAUCCAGUUACCGGCCCUUCUAUCACAGAUGACUCUACAGACCCAUCUGUACCAGCAAAAGCAGACGACGUAUUGCCUACAACAGAGCAAUCCAUCGACGACCCGCCAAGAAGACACAGUCCUCAGGUGGUUAUUCCCGUGCCGAACCAUAACUCUAGUGCUAGACAGGAUGUGAAUUUGAUGGGUGAAGAAACGAAAACUCACCUUCCUUCGGCCAAAGACAAAACUGUCGGCACUGCACCUAUGGCUGCGUCCGAAACACGUUCUCCUUCACAGCACGCCUCACCCUCUAUAACACCGAUCUCAUCACCAAAGCCUCUUCGGGAACAGCUUUCGGAGCAGGUUCUGCCCCCGCCAAGCAGUACCACUGUUGUGAACCCGACUGAUCCCCCCGUUCAUGAGCAUUCCGUUCUGAUUCGUGGAAGCUCGCUGGACCCUAUACCAAUCGACGAUUCUCAAGAGGUGCAAACUGAACCUUCGCCCCGUUCUCACAGGAAGCCCGCUCCUCUCAGAGCAGACCCUACAUCCUCCAAAACCAAACAUUCGCGAACUUCAUCUCCACCCCACCCAGAGCCAAUACAUAUCACCAAAACUCACCGUACUAAAAUGCUACUUGAGAGGACGGGCAAUACCAAGAAGCUUCAUGUAGUAAGGGACUCCGAUAGAGAUACUCAACGCUCUGACCGUGCAUCUCGACAUGUCGACGAUGUAUCCAACCGGAGUGAAGUUAUUGAAGAGACCCCCGAGCCACAAGCAUAGAAACUAGAGCCCAAUAGUCCUGUACCCGAUUGGCAAGGUGAUCUAUCAGGCAGUAACAUCAUGAAGCAUCGGCGGCCAAUUACCCCUCAAAGCGAUGGCAACGAUCUACUUUUCUUGCCACUGGCAUCAUCUCUACAUGCAUAGCCGUGGCGUCUUAUUCAACAUCGAUAACCUGAUUUGUCGAAAUCUUUGUUUCACAAUCAUGAGGGAUAUACCAAUUCUGAUCAUCUUAUUAUGAAAAUGCGUACAUAUCGCAAGCG
Molecule: messenger RNA, 2649 nt
Organism: Aaosphaeria arxii CBS 175.79
Lineage: Eukaryota; Fungi; Ascomycota; Dothideomycetes; Pleosporales
Product: cysteine proteinase
Exons: 4
Coding region: 83-2389 (768 amino acids)
Biological process (GO): protein desumoylation
Cellular component (GO): cytoplasm; nucleus
Molecular function (GO): SUMO-specific endopeptidase activity
Source: RefSeq, a predicted model, not a curated record